AUGGACAUUUUCCUUCUCUGUGUCUUCCUGCCUCUGGUGACUUUGGCAUGGGGCCAGUACAGUGACUAUUACUACGGUCCCUAUAAUUAUGGAGAUAAUGAUGAAUGGGUCAAUGUGUACCGGCAAGGUUUCAACUUUCAGUGCCCGCAUGGGCAGGUGAUCGUGGCCGUCAGAAGUGUCUUCAGCAAGAAGGAAGGCUCUGAUAGACUGUGGAACUAUGCCUGCAUGCCAGCAUCCCAGAGCCUCGGUGAGCCGACAGAGUGCUGGUGGGAAGAGAUCAACAGGGCAGGAACUGAAUGGUAUCAAACCUGCUCAAACAAUGGGCUGGUGGCUGGUUUCCAGAGUCAGUAUUUUCCAUCCGUGCUGGACCGUGAAUGGCAAUUUUACUGCUGCCGCUAUAGCCGGAGAUGCCCAUAUUCCUGCUGGUUAACAACAGAGUAUCCAGGACACUAUGGAGAAGAUAUGGACAUGAUGAUGUACACUUAUGACUAUUACAUCCGCGGAGCAACCACAACUUUCUCAGCCGUGCACAGGGAUCGUCAGUGGAAAUUUAUUGUCUGCAGGAUGACAGACUAUGACUGCUCAUUUCAAAAUGUUUAA
Messenger RNA from Cinclus cinclus, 600 nucleotides. RefSeq names its product dermatopontin (gene DPT). Gene Ontology annotation, biological process: collagen fibril organization. The transcript is spliced from 4 exons. The record is from RefSeq and is a predicted model, not a curated record. Gene Ontology annotation, molecular function: extracellular matrix structural constituent. Bases 1 to 600 code for a protein of 199 amino acids. Gene Ontology annotation, cellular component: extracellular matrix. NCBI's taxonomy places the organism in Eukaryota, Metazoa, Chordata, Aves, Passeriformes, Cinclidae.